Messenger RNA from Coregonus clupeaformis (lake whitefish), 4213 nucleotides. Its product is annotated as ubiquitin-associated protein 2-like. The coding region runs from base 145 to 3543 and encodes 1132 amino acids. Gene Ontology annotation, cellular component: nucleus; cytoplasm. Gene Ontology annotation, molecular function: protein binding. The transcript is spliced from 27 exons. The record is from RefSeq and is a predicted model, not a curated record. Lineage: Eukaryota; Metazoa; Chordata; Actinopteri; Salmoniformes; Salmonidae.
UAGGCCUGUUGUGAGUGGCUGGUUCAGUUAUUUAGGGUUGAACAACAGUGCGGUGGGUCACGUGACGGCAUCUGCUGCUGGCUGAGCGAAGCGUGUUAACAGAUUUUUCUAUUUUGUACAUACAUUGUUUUGUAUAUACUGUAUAUGAUGACUUCAGUGGUCAGCAAUCCAGCUCGAGGAACUCGGGACAGAGCGCUGCCCACUACCACACAAACCACACAGCCACAGAAACAGAUACAAGCCACAGCAGAACAGAUUCGGCUUGCCCAGAUGAUCUACGACAAAAAUGAUGCAGACUUUGAGGAUAAGGUCAAACAGCUGAUUGAGGUGACUGGGAAGACCCAAGAUGAGUGCAUGGUGGCCCUCCAUGACUGCAAUGAGGAUGUCAACAGAGCCAUCAAUUUCCUGCUGGAAAGCACCUCUGACACAACCUCCUGGGAGACAGUUGGGAAAAAGGCGCGAGGCCCGGGGAAGGAGGGAGUACCCUCGGAGAUGAAGGACAACCGAGAGAAGAGAGGAGAUCGCGAUGCAAGCCGGGGCCGCGGGGUCCCCAACAGGAGGGGCCGUGGAACCAACCGUAGCAGAGAGGUGCGGCCAGAGGAGAAUGGGUUUGCAAUGUGUUCUGUGGAUAAAGUGGCCGACCGUGGUCGCAGGGAGAGGGGCGUUGCUGGCAGAGGGUUGGGGGGUCGCGGAAGGGGAAGAGCAGCUGGUGGUAACAGGUUCUCCUCUCAGGGGAUGGGGAUCUUCAACCCCGCCGACUACAACGCUAACUCUGGCGCAUCUUGCCAGGAAACUUGGGAAGCAGAGGGGAACGAAGGUGGAGAUGGUACAGGAGGAACAUGGAGAGGCAACUUGGAAGACUGGGCCGCAGAAGACUGGAAUGAGGAUCUGUCUGAGACCAAAGUGUUCACUGCCUCUGCUCCUGCGAACCACAUCACAUCUGGACACAAUGUGGACCUGGGCUCGCUGCUGCCGAAGACGGGCGGUGUGGAGCUGGGUGGCAUGGAGCCCCCUGCCGCUGAGGGCGUGGGGGGCCAGAGCCUGGUGUUCACCAACUCCCACCACAACGGCACUCGCACCACCACACACAGCUAUGCCAGCGCCGCUGCCAACAGCUAUGCUAGUGCCGCCUCUGGUACCAGCUACGCCCACGGGGCCCUGUCCUCAGUCCUGGGCUCUGUUUUUGGGGCUCUGAGUGGGCCCAAGCCGACCCCGGCUGAGGUCAGGAUACCAGAGCAGCUCAACGGUCCCCGGCUCACCCCGCGGACCAAUCAGCAGCUGGUCACCGCGGGCAACGGCAGUGUCGCCAAAGAAUCCGGUCCACCUGCAGCUCAAGGCUCUGCUCCCAUUUCUGCCUGCAAAAUCAAGGCCCCGAGAGUGGAGAAUGGCCCUGUUCCAACCUCUCACUUGGAUCUGAAGAUGCAACCAGAGCCGUCCGCUGUCCUCAGCCAGCUGGCCCAACGGCAGCAGCAGGCCCAGCAGAGCUCCCUGCCCCAGGCAGAGCCUCUGUCUCAUCCCCCCCAGGUCCCUACUCCCCCAGGCCACUACGACGCCGGGCCCCUGCCUCCCAGAGACGGACCUUCCCUGGACCACCAGGCUCCCAUGGCUGAACCCCCACAGAGGCUGAUCAAGACCCAGAGACGCAGAGUACCUCCUCCUUCCAAGAUCCCCUCGUCUGCGGUGGAGAUGCCAGGCUCAGCAGACGUGUCUGGUCUCAACGUGCAGUUUGGGGCCCUGGACUUUGGCUCUGAGCCCAGUGUGAUUGACAUGGGCCACCAGGCCGAGCCUGCCAGGGAGCCGGCCCCCAUAGCCGUACCCCAGCCCCAAAGCAGCUCUUUCUCCAAACCUGGACCUGUCAGUGAGCCCCUGGGCAGCUUGUCGUCCAUGCCUCCGUCGAUAUCAGACCCCAGUUUCCCGUCUCUGGGCUUGCCCAGUGCCACGCUGUCCCCCUCCCUGGGUCUCCCCAGCGCCGCCCCACCCUCCUCCACCCCCUCAGCUACCAGAAUGGACAGUGGCCUCCCGCGGAGCAUGCCCCCCCACCUGGGCUACCCCCAGAGCAAAGACGCCCCCGCCGCCCCUCUCACCAAUGGCUAUGGUGGCGUGAGGACACAGGGCCCACAGGACUCGACGUCGUUGGCCUCUCGAACUCCUAAGCCCGAGUCGCCUCCCAUGAGCAGUGACAGUGGCUCCGUCCACCAUGUUCCCUCCCCAGCCCCCACACCCUCCCACUCCGCCCCUCUGCCAUCCCUCAGCAGUCAUGUGACCAGUACAUACUCGUCAGCAUCUGCCCUCGCCACUAGCUCCUCCCUUACAAUGACAAGUGAGGAGAGCAGUAGUCUCCACACCUUCUCCUCUGGUCCUUCCAUCAAUGCCGCGGUUAGCAGCUCCAACGCCAUGAUGCAUGUCCCCGGAGUGCCUGGUCUAUCCGCCAACGGCAACACUGCCCUCUCAGCUGCCGGGCGCACUGCCCAACCACUGCUGAACACCACCUCUGGCAAAGCCCCCCCUAACCUGGCUCAAGGAGUGCCCCCUCUGCUGGCUAAUCAGUACAUUAUGGGCCCUGGAGGCCUGCUCCCCGCGUACCCGCAGAUCUAUGGAUAUGAGGACCUACAGAUGCUGCAGUCUCGUCUGCCUAUGGACUACUAUGGAGUCGCAUUCCCUGGUACAACUGCAACGAUGCCUGGCAGAGAUGGGUUAGCCAACAAUCCAUACUCAGGUGAAGCGACCAAGUUUGGCCGAGGGGACUCAUCGUCCCCAGCUCCCCCCACCAGCCUGUCGCAAGGUCCCUCCGCUCAGCCCCAGCAGCCCCCCCAGGCUCAGAGCCAAGGUCUGGGACAGAGCCAGGGCCAGCAGACCCAGAACCAGGCCUUCCUCAACCCACCUCUGCCCCCGGGCUACGGCUACACCGGCCUUCCUUACUACGCCGGCAUGCCCGGGGUGCCCAGCGCCUUCCAGUAUGGCCCCACCGUCUUCGUGCCUCCGGCCUCGGCCAAGCAGCCCAACAUGGGCCUGGGGAACCCCUCCAGCCAGUACCACCAACAGCAUCAGCCCAGCUACGGCCAGCAUGCGUAUGGAACAGCUUUUGACGACCUAUCUCAGGGCCACGCGGGGGAGUACAGUAAGGGAGGGUACGGAGGCUCUGCCCAGUCACAGGCCAAAUCAGCUGGCAGCGGCCCAGGGAAAGCUCCAGGUUUGUCCGGCUCAGGCAGCAGUGGAGGGGUGCCUGAUAUGGGUGCUUCAAUGUACAGCAAGACACAGUCUUUUGAUAAGCAGGGCUUCCACACGGGAACGCCCCCUCCCUUCAGCCUGCCGUCUGCCCUCGGGGGCACGGGCCCUCUGAACCCCGGCGGUGCCCCCGGUUACGCCCCGCCACCCUUCCUCCACAUUCUGCCUGCCCACCAGCAGCCCCACUCCCAGCUGCUGCACCACCACCUCGCCCAAGACGGACAGGGUGGUCCGGGUCAGCGCAACCAGUCCAGCAGCAUUCAGCAGAAGAGCCAGAGCAACAAGUCCAGUUAUGGCAGCCCUUACUGGGCCAACUGAAGGGUACACCUGGGGAGUCUGUCCUGGCCCCCCAUCAUAAAGGCUCUGUGUGUGUGUGUGUGAAGCUAAACAAAAACGCACUACCCAAACAUCCCCCCUCCAACUCCCCCCACUACCCAAACAUCCCCCCUCCUCAUACAUUUUUAUUUGUUUUCCCUUUUCAAAUUGGUUGUACAUGUAAGAUAUUUAUGUAUGUAUUUAUAUAUAUAUACUGUAUAUGUAAUAGUAGAACAUGAAAUGUGGUUGCUGCAUUUUAUUUUUGAAAGACGUUUUUGUUUACUUUUUCAAAACUGCAGGAAGUCAUUACAAAAAUAAUAAAUAUGAGAAUUCCUAUAGAGGAAAAGGAGAGCUUCAGCACUGAACGAAAUGAGGACAUCUCAGAUGGGGGGUUUCCACAUUAACAAACUGCGUUUGUCUCCUUUUUUAUACACAACUCUUGAGUUACCCAGCUUAUCCCCCUCAUUUUCACCCUCGUUUUAAAACUUCAUUUUGUGGCUGUAGGUCUCUUCCCUCCAUCCUUCACUCAGUUUUCUGAUUGGGUGGCUCUGGAGAGUGGGGCUGCCUCUGUGCCCUCCCCCACAUCAAUACCCCUCAAAGACCUGCCCAUUAAAAUUGUAUUUUUUAAUUUCAUUUUAACCGUUUCCAUCUGAAUAAAAGUUCUGAGCAGUAA